Trypanosoma theileri is the source of this 1413-nucleotide messenger RNA. RefSeq lists its product as uncharacterized. The record is from RefSeq and is a predicted model, not a curated record. Lineage: Eukaryota; Euglenozoa; Kinetoplastea; Trypanosomatida; Trypanosomatidae. Gene Ontology annotation, cellular component: centrosome. The coding region runs from base 1 to 1413 and encodes 470 amino acids. The transcript has a single exon.
AUGCUUGUGCGGGAUCAUCAUAAGCAACCGCAUUUGACAACUUCUUCUCCUCGAGGCGGUACAGGGAAGAAUAGCUGUGCUGACAUUGUUAUGGCGUCUCCUGUGUCAAAACCGUGUGAGGGGGCGGUGAUUGGUGAAGAUUAUGUGCGAAUGUUGAUGCAAACAAUACGGAACCAUGAUGGAGAGAAACUUGCUCUACUUCAGCGCAUUGAUGAGUGCAUCAAACCAGAAUAUGAAGAGUCACAGCGUCUACGUGGGGAGGUUAAUGAAAAGGAAAAAAAAUUAGGUGAACUGGAGAGAGAACUUUCAGAGAAUCGACUUAUGCUACAAGAAGAAAGAGAGCGGGCGGAUCGAUUACUAUAUGAAAAUACAGUUCUUCACGCACAAGCAGAAGAAGAUCGUAAGCGGAUUGCUUCAUUCCUACAGUUACAUAGACCAUCAAAUGAAGGAUUUGCUGCAGUCACAGGUGUUUCCCCUAGUACAGCUACUGCAACAACUGGUAGAUCUCGUUCACUACAUGGUAACGAAAAGAAACAACCACUGUAUACUUCUUUAGGUAAAAAUAAUGCAUCCAUCCAUCCCCAGAAGGGGAAAGGUGGUAGUGGAAACAGCAACAUUGGUGGUGGUGGUGGUGGUGGUGGUGUUGAUGGUGGAACAAUGAGUCUUCGACAGGCUGUGCGUAAUCAACAUUCAACUGGGGAGAAGGAUGCCUCAUUUAUUGAGACGAAUGCAGCACUACAGGAAAUGGCACUGCCAACUUCACCCUCUCUUAACCUUGUCUCCGCACUGAAGGAGGAGGUACAUAUGUUGCAAGAGCAGUUAGAUGCGCAACGUUCUAUGUACGAGCAUGAGCGUGCCAAACGUGUAGACGAGGAGCGUGAGCGUACGCGGUGUCAUGAAGAUAUUGUCUCUCAACAUUUAUCUACCAUUUCCCGCCUUCAAAAGCUGCACCAAACGACCCUCGCCGACCUUAUCCGCUAUCGCCACGAUUCGCAGAUUGAGCAGCGCGAACUGCGAGGUACAGUAGAGGGACUGCGGGCUUCCGUGGCGGAGGCAAACGCUGCGCUGCAGACGGAACGCCGUCGACACGCGUCGGAUUUGCAGCGGGCGAUGGGCCGCCGCGGCGAUGACUCCGUUUUGUUGCUGCAACGACUGCGGCACGAGUUGGACGGGCGGCGGGCGGCGGCGGCGGCGGUGGCCGAACGGCACGCGUCGGUGUUGGCAGCGCGGGAGGCCGAAGUGCGGCGGCUGCGGGCGGCCCUGCGACGGUCGCGGCGGCGGCAGCAGCGGGCGGAGGAGCGUCACCGUCUGGAGCUGCACGGCGUGAGCAGCGAGGUGAGUUUGAUGCGGCAGGCACUGCGGGCCAUGGAGAAGCGGGUGUACUAUUCACACGGACGCUGUCUCGAUGCAUAA